Molecule: messenger RNA, 867 nt
Organism: Tricharina praecox
Lineage: Eukaryota; Fungi; Ascomycota; Pezizomycetes; Pezizales; Pyronemataceae
Exons: 3
Coding region: 1-867 (288 amino acids)
Source: RefSeq, a predicted model, not a curated record
AUGUCCCAAAUUACCGUCCCCAGAUACCCUUUUUCCGCCACUGAUGGUGUGCCAAGGGCACCUAUGCCGCGCACCAUCCCCAUCUGCCCUUAUCCCUGGCAGUACGAGCCUUCUGUUUUGGCGGGCCCCGAGGAGGAGGAUGUGAUUGAGGAAGACUGCAAGUUCCAUCCAGAGUCGAGCUUCGAGAGGAACUACGAGCCUUCUGUUUUGGCGGGCUCAGAGGAGGAGGAUGUGAUUGAAGAAAACCGCAAGUUCUAUCCAGAGCCGAGCUUCGAGAGGAACGCACCCCCUCCCGAGGGGGGGUACGCUGCCUGGACAUACGCGGACAGCACCUCUAGCUAUCCAAGCACGCCUCCUCCGGAGCCCAUGCUAUUUGUGCAGGCCCCCCUUUCGGCCCGGGAGGAAUAUGUGUCCCUCCGGCUGCAGUACGUCAGCCUGAUCAUUCGGUCUCCCGUCCGGCCGUUCAAGAAGAAGUGGCUCCACGGGCGGGAUAUCGAGCGCCGCAUGGACCUCGUGAAGAAGGUGGAGCGGAUGGUGCAGCAGAUGGGCUUUGAGAAGUGGUGGCCCAUAGACUAUCCCAAGUAUGGGCCGUACUAUAAGGUGCUCGACUGGGCGGACGAUUCGAAGAUGGUGUGGAAACUGGAGCUCAAACAGUGCCUUGGGUUGGCGGUCUGGCCGGGUGCGGUGCAUAUGGUUGCCGAGUGCAUGGUCGACGCGGGCAUUACACCGGCACACUUCGAUCUCAUGUAUCUGACGUGGGAGUUGGAGGAGCAGCGGUGGCGGAGAAUGGUGGGCAAGGUGAGGAAGAUGGCUAGGGACAUCAAGAAGGGGAUCGUGCCGAAGAAGGCGGCGGUGAUGUAUUUUUGA